AUGGGAGGAAUGGGAUUCCCAAACAUGGGCGGAAUGAACCCACAACAAGUUCAACAAAUGAUGAACAAUCCUUUCAUGCAAAGAAUGAUGACAGAAAUGCUUUCCGAUCCACAAAUGUUAGAUCAGCUCAUCAACUCAAAUCCAAUGUUACAGCAAAUGACCCAAAGCAAUCCAAUGUUGAGAACCAUGUUGAGCAAUCCCCAAUUUAUUCAACAUGUCAUGCAAUUGCAAGGAAUGAUGAAUCAAUCUCAAGGUGGUACUAAUACUUCGUCGACAACUGGAGGAAAUGUUUUCCUCAAAUGCCAAAUCCAUUCUUAUUUGGCAAUCCAUGGAUGGGUGGACAAAUGCCAACAACAACUGCCAAUACACAACCUCCACGAGAGCGAUUUGCCGCACAGCUUUCUCAACUCCAAGAAAUGGGCUUUUUGA
Messenger RNA from Naegleria fowleri, 429 nucleotides. RefSeq lists its product as uncharacterized. The coding region runs from base 1 to 429 and encodes 142 amino acids. The record is from RefSeq and is a predicted model, not a curated record. The transcript has a single exon. NCBI's taxonomy places the organism in Eukaryota, Heterolobosea, Eutetramitea, Acrasida, Naegleriidae.